This is a messenger RNA of Chara braunii, 2322 nucleotides long. The record is from the annotation of a GenBank genome assembly. NCBI's taxonomy places the organism in Eukaryota, Viridiplantae, Streptophyta, Charophyceae, Charales, Characeae.
CCCGCCAUUGCAACAGCCGCAAAUGCUGGAGAGACCAACAUCAUGGAAACAGAAGCCAUUGUUAGUGGUCUUUCGCCUGGAAGUGAGGUCAACGAAACGACAGUUCAUCAACAGACCAGCGGCGCGGGCACAACAACUGCUGCAUGUGAAGAGGUGUUCACCACAAUUCAUAUGGAAACUGAGCAGAUGCUUGCUGACGUGGAUGACAACGAUAGCGGUGCACGAGGGAACAACGUUGUGAUAGAGAAGGUGGGUGGAGAGAGAAACGAGGAAGAUGUUGACAUCGAGGGUCCUCACAGUGGAUGCAUUGUCACAAAUGCAAAUGUGAGAAAGACAAUGGAAGGAGAUAAAUACCUGUACGAUGUGAAUUGGGUAUCAGGUCGUGUUCAACCAGUGUUGAGGCCGAAUGAUGGGACACCGACUGAGGAUGCAAGCCGAUACGCAUUGGAGAUGUACCGUGUUCUACAGGCAAAGGGUGAGUUGCGGCUAAACGAUUUCCUAUAUGACAACUUUGACUGCGGACAGCAGUGGGUGUUGGGUGGCCAGCAACGCAGGGGGGGGACGCCAGUCAGCCAGGACGACGCAAGAAGGGAUCCUCGGCGGGGUUGGGUGCCAUCUGCAAUCCCAUUUGGAUACGGCCGUGUUAAGAUGCAAGUGCGUGAUAUGAUGGGCAAUGUGUGGAGCACGCAUUACGUGAACGGCAUGUUUUCCUUCCGCCAUUUGGACAAAGAAACGACUGCAGACGAAAAGGAGGCGGUGACAUGCCGGCCGCGCGAUGCACGCAUCUUCGACCCGCCAGUUGGCAAUCCUGUCGAGUUUGCCCUGGCUGAAGGAACGGUGUUUGGUGGUGAGAAGAGCAUCACAUAUGUCCACGUAAGGGGGAAAGAAGCCACAUUUGAUGGCAUCUGUAUAGACGUAUGGGACCAUGUGGCAAUGCGGAAGGAUGUGGUUGCAGCCAGUAACAUUGCGGCCUAUGUGAUUCAAGAAAGGCAGUUGUACCAGCAUUUCUUGGUGGUGGUGACACGUAUCUCCGUUUGCAAUCCUCAUGUGAAGGACCGAGGAUUGCUGGAGGAACACGCGCAGCGUUGCUGGGAGAAGAUAAGGGAGGAAGAACGGCAACUGGUGUGCAUGGGAUAUGACUCCUAUAAUGACCAGGCGAUGUGGUCGAUCGUGGAAGACUCGUGCACCGAGCAAGCGCAACCCUCGACAGAUGGAAUGUUUCUGGAGGUCGUUCGACGCAGACGUGGGUGCACAUCACUUCUAGGGUGGGUCCCUGUCGUCUGUCCCAUGACAUAUGACCAUGGUGAACAGAUGUGCAUGAGAUUCAGAGACCCUCUGGGUGUCCCUUUCCAACUCACCUACAYAGACGGAMUGCUGCGGCACAUUCAAUACRUGGGUGAUGACGACGCUCGUGCUGCAUCGAAUGGACAACCAACAACAGAGCAGCAGCAGGACAUUUCACAUUUGCCAAGUCAGGUCGAUGGCCCGGAAACAGCAAAUGAUGGGGGAUGUUUUAAUGCAGAACUCGACGAUGGUGACACCCCUGCGGAGCACGUGACAGGGAGGGCAGAGAAGAAGAAGAAGCAGUGCACAUCUAGGCCGCCUCGUGAACCUGGGAGUUCAACAAAAGCAAAAGGCAAACAAAAAGAUGUCCCAGAUCGAGGUCAGACUUCCAAAGCAGCUGCUGCCCCGGUUCAAAAGCGCAGGCGCCGCGCAGGGAUGGCAGCAUUGGCAGAAAUUCGGCAACUCCAGCGAUCUACUCACUUGUGCAUCGCUUUGAGGCCGUUCAUGAGGGUCGUGCGCGAGAUUGUUGAGAAAGAAAUCACACCAGGGCAAUCUAUCAGGUUUCAGAUGAACGCCAUACGUGCGUUGCUAGAAGCGGCCGAAACAUAUCUCAUCAACCAUUUCGAGAGAACAAACAUCAUUGCUAUCCACUGCAAGAGGGUGACGAUCCUGGUGAAGGACCUGAGGCUGGUUGAUAACUUGGGCAAGGCUCGCCGGGAAUACAAAUAUGAAGACAUUAUCGACGAGCAGAAGAGAGCGAAAAAGCUACUGAAGAUCAAUGCUGCAAGGCAGGUCACGAGGGAAACGCAGGCGGGGAGGGGGGUGUCUGAGAAGACAGCAGCAACACGCAAAGGAGGUGACACUCCAGCGGGGUCGUCGAAGAGGAAAGGAGCACCGCGCAAAGGCAAUCCAGCAAAGAAAAGCAUGGCACGCAAAUAAGAACACAGUGAAGACUGCGCUGAGACCGGUCCGCACAAACACAAAUAUAAUGUGUAUGAGUGUGUAGGUGCGGUGUUGACUCAAUACUCAGCGACGCUG